AUGAGUGACAAAGAUGCAUUGAUUGUGCCAAGAUUUGAUGGAGACUACGAACACUGGGCGAUGCUGAUGGAGAACCUCCUCAAAUCCAAAGAGUGGUGGGAUCUCAUUGAAACUGGGAUUCCACAGAGAGCAGCGAAUGUGAUCCUCACUGGACCACAGAGAACGGAGUUAGCAGAGAAGACGGUGAUAGAUCACAAGGUGAAGAAUUACCUGUUUGCCUCGAUAGACAAGACGAUCCUCAAGACGAUUCUCAAGAAGGAGACAUCGAAGGAUCUGUGGGAGUCGAUGAAGCGAAAGUACCAAGGGAAUGAUCGAGUUCAAAGUGCGCAACUGCAGAGACUGCGCAGAGACUUUGAGGUACUCGAGAUGAAGAUUGGAGAAACCAUCACGGCGUAUUUCUCAAGAGUGAUGGAAGUUGCCAACAAUAUGAGGAAUCUAGGAGAAGAGAUGCCAGAUUCAAAGGUGGUUGAGAAGAUUAUGAGAACUUUGGUUGAAAAGUUCACAUAUGUUGUGUGUGCCAUUGAGGAAUCGAAUGACAUCAAAGACAUGACGGUGGAUGGCUUGCAGAGUUCGUUGAUGGUGCAUGAGCAGAACCUGAGCCGUCAUGUUGGAGAAGAACAUGCCUUGAAGGUGGAGGGUCAAUGGAACACACAAUAUGGCAGAGGAAGAGGUAACUACUCAAACAGAGGAAGAGGUAGAGGAGGCUACCAAGGGAGAGGUCGUGGCAACACAUCAAAAGAAAUGCUGGAGUGUUACAAGUGUCACAAGAAGGGACACUACAAAUCUGAAUGUCCAGAUUGGGACAAAGAAGCGGCAAACUAUGCCGAGUUUGAUGAAGAUAUGGUGUUGAUGGCUCACGUCGAUCUCAAGGACGAGGAGGAACAUGUCUGGUUUCUUGACUCAGGAUGCAGUAACCAUAUGUGUGGAACUAAGGAGUGGUUCACUGAGUUUGACAGUGAGUUCCGACACAACGUGAAACUUGGUGAUGACAGAAGAUUGGUGGUGGAAGGCAAGGGAAGCUUGCGUUUAGAGAUCAAUGGCAUGAUCAGGGUGAUUACAUCUGUGUACUAUGUGCCUGGGUUGAGGAACAACUUACUCAGUAUUGGGCAGCUGCAGGAGAAAGGGCUCAGAGUAAUCAUUGAGGACGAUGUAUGUGAAAUUUGGCACAAGCAACAGAAGGAGAUGGUGAUGUACUCAACUAUGACAAAGAACAGGAUGUUCAUUGCUCUAGCUAAGGUGAGAAGUGCAAGAGAAGUCGUAGAUGGGAAGUGCCUACUUGUUUCAGAGAAAACAGAGAAGCUAUGGCACAAGAGGUUUGGUCAUCUAAACUAUGGAGGAUUGAGAAUCUUGGCUGAGAAGAAGAUGGUGAAUGGACUGCCAAUCUCGGGUCUAGAAGAGACGGAAGCUGCGUGUGACAUCUGCUUCAGGGGAAAGCAAAAUCGUCACAGCAUUCCAAAGAAGAGUGAUUGGAAGUCAACAAGGGUGAAAACAAGAUUUUUAGUAGAUCCAAACCCUCAAAUCUCUGCUCAUAUCAUUGCAGUAUAG
This is a messenger RNA of Microthlaspi erraticum, 1545 nucleotides long. The record is from the annotation of a GenBank genome assembly. NCBI's taxonomy places the organism in Eukaryota, Viridiplantae, Streptophyta, Magnoliopsida, Brassicales, Brassicaceae.